Messenger RNA from Branchiostoma floridae (Florida lancelet), 4943 nucleotides. RefSeq names its product collagen alpha-1(III) chain-like. The coding region runs from base 176 to 4189 and encodes 1337 amino acids. The record is from RefSeq and is a predicted model, not a curated record. Gene Ontology annotation, molecular function: protein binding. NCBI's taxonomy places the organism in Eukaryota, Metazoa, Chordata, Leptocardii, Amphioxiformes, Branchiostomatidae. The transcript has 6 exons.
GCAUCCACCCACAAUGCACCUUGUGCAGUAUCAUGGCGGCGUCCGUGAUGGACAGGCGAUUUUGACGACUUGUGUUCGGGAUUUUUCCGCAUUGAUUCUGGACACAUCCAGUGAAAACAACUACCUGUAAGAGCUCUGAUUUGUGGAAAAUACGUCUAGUCGUGAGUUUGUGGCGAUGAACGCGCUCGUACAGUAUGAGAGCUCAAGUUCAGACGAGGAGGAGGGGCGGCCACCUUCCGCGGCAAGACAAGCAAAAGCUGCAAAACGAGGUUCCUCCAAGUCUGGCGGGAAGAAGGCCAAAGUGGCGUCAGCAGAGGUCACACAGAGCACCAAUGUCCAAGCUCAGAACCCAGCAGGAUAUUCCAAUGAUUGGCAGGCAAUGGGUUAUUCCCAACAAGGCUAUGGGCAGACUUGGCCGCAAGGCUAUGACUACAGUCAAUAUGCACAGGCUUAUGGACAAUGGGGAGACUAUCAACAGUGGGCUAACUACUAUGCCGGGUACGGACAACAGCAACAGUACGGUACACAGGCAGCCAUGCAGCCUCCCGCAGUCCCACCACAAACCAGUUCAGUCACACAAUCUACGACUACUGGAUCAUCAACCUCAGAUGUAACACCCCAGCCCCCUCCACCCUCAGGACCCCCCUCAGAGAAACCCCCCCUACCAACAGGUGCACCACCAGCACCCUCCACCACAGGUCAACAACCGGAGGAAAAUAGUCCAGCGUCUCAGACGCAAACCACCUCUGCAACAUCGUCUAGUGUGGAUUCUCAGGUUAGUACGGCCGGGCAGGUGCAGGCUGGCUCGCAGGACACCAGCUCUGGCCAGGCAAACAUGGACCCCAACAUGAUGUGGAACAACAUGUGGAACUACCAACAGUAUGAUCCACAGGCAUGGAGCCAGUAUUAUGCAGGGCAGGGGUAUCAGGACCCUAACAUGGCAAUGGGUCAGUGGGGCCAAUGGGGCCAACAGUGGCAGAACUGGCAGCAGCAGCAACAGCAGCAAGGUACUCCUGAACAGACUGGACAACAGAAGGAACAGCAAACCCAGCAACAAGGAGGCUUUCAGACUACGCCUCAAGCUGCAACUGGCAACACAGAACAAAAGCCGCCUCCUCAGGGGCCACCCCCUCAGGGUCCCCCACCACAAGGACCACCACCACAUGGCCCUCCACCCGGACUGAAUGGUCAGGAUCAUUGGCAGAGUCCAGAUUGGCAUCAGUCCUGGCACCCAGGCCAAAUGGGCCAACGACCACCUGGCCCCAUGGACCAUGGGCCAAGGAUGAGGAUGAGGCACAUGGGCCCAAUGGAUCAUGGACCCCGCCCACGUCACCGUGGCCCCAUGGAUGGCCCAAGGCAUCGCCACCCCCCACCAAUGGGCCAGGGACCUCGGAUGAGGCAUCCAAUGGAACAUGGACCUCGGGGUCCUCGUGGGCCCAUGGAUCAUGGGCAAAGGCCAAGACAUCAUGGACCCAUGGACCAAAGACCACGACAUCCUGGCGGAAUGGAUCAAAGACCACGGCACAGGCAUCCAGGUCCGAUGGAUUUUGGACAGCGGCCACGGCAUCCUGGAGGUAUGGACCAGCAACCCCGACAUCCCCCAUUGAUGGAAAAAGGACAGCAGCCACGGUUUCCAGGUUCAGCAGAUCAAGGCCCCCGGCCCAUGGAGCGGCCACGGAAUCCUGGUGCAGUGGAUCAGGGACCAAGACCAAGGUUCCCUGGACCAAUGGAUCAAAGCCAGAGGCCACGGCACCCUGGCCCAAUGGGUCCGAGGGGAAGAGCUCCUGAUAUAGGGGAAGGGAAAGACACAAGGUGGAGUGGACAGCCUUGGCAGAGAGAUAAUCGUGGUCCCAAAGAUCAGGAUGAUCAACAGGAAGAUCAGGAGUCAGAACAACCUCAAAAGAAGGAAGAGCCAGCUACUGAGGAGAAACAAAAACCUGCACUUAGCUUGGCAGAGAGGCUCAAGAUGAUUGCUGAGUCCAAGGCUCCACAAACUGGUUCUGCAUCUAGUCACCUAGCUUCAAGGCCCACACCAGCAGAGAAGGACAAAAAGAAAGGUUCUGAUGAAAAGGGAAAUGCAAACUAUGUACCUUUAGGAUUUAACAAACUGCAGCAGAUGUCACGAGGAAAUCAGGGCAGUGAUAAUGGCAGGGAAGGAAGAGGACCAAGAGGUGAACGUGGAGGUCGGGGGGACAGGGGUGGACAAGGUGGCAGAGGAGGGAGGGAUGACCGAGGGGGAAGGAGGAGCAGGUUUGGACAAGACGAUGAGCCAAGGGGGUCAUCUUGGGGACGAGACAGAAACCAGCCAUCAUACAGGUCUGGCAGAGAGGGCAGGCCGGACAGGGAAGGAAGAGAUCGAGACAGCAGGUCAGACAGAGAUGGUCGAUCCAGCAGGUUCAGCCAUGACUCCAGGGACAGACAGGGUGACAGCCAGCAGGAGAGAAGAGGGAGUAGGUUCUCUGGUGGGCCACCUUCACACGGGGAGCAGAGCAAACCUGGUGGGGAGGGAAAUGUGAGGUCAAACAUAGAUGGAAAGCAAAGUCGCUGGGAGACCCCUCGUAGCACUGGGACAGAUGACCCUCAGAAACAACCCAAAACCAGGACAAAAUGGGGAGCAGAAACCACGGAUGGCCAGGAGAGCCUUUCCAAAGCACUGCUCCCAGAUCCCGCAGGCCAACCAGGAGGAGGAGGCAAUCACCAGGGCAAUCCUCCAUCACUAUUUGACAUCCAAGUUCAACCUUCAUCCCAUCUCCAGCAAGGUCAGGGCCAAGGUGGCCAGCAGCAGUUGAGACAGAGAGGAGAACAGGAGUCUAAUCCUCCCGGUCCAAGAGCAUCCCCAUCUGUAGGUCCAAGGGGACCUUCUCCCACUGGCUUUAGGGGACCAUCUCCUACAGGGCUAAGAGGACCUACUCCCCCUGGACCAAGGGGUUCCCCUUCCCCUGGACCAAGAGGUCUACCGCCCCCUCAGUUUCAGGGACACAACCAAGGGAACUGGUCACAGCAGAACUUUGGGUCCCCUGAGGGACAGGGCAGUGGAAUGAAGAGAGUGUCCUCAAAUGACUCCCAAUUCUCUCCUUCUGAUGGAGGACCAGGCAUCCAUCCCUACACGCCCAAACGUGCCAGACUAGAGCCAGAUGGGUCGCCUAGCAACCCCAGCCCCACCGGCAUGGUGCUACAAGACACCACCAUGGCUGCAGUACAGGAUAUAUUUGAACCAUACCCCAAAAUUGUGUUUGCCCUGGGGAAAGCUUUGCAAAGCAGGAUUCCUGAGAAAAGACUUGUUGAUCUGCAAGGCCACACGGGUCCCGUGAACACUGUGGAGUGGUGCAAGGCCGACUGUAGCCAUCUUCUCCUGUCUUCCUCCAUGGACAGGACUGUCAGAGUCUGGGAUGCCAUUGGAGAUGCCAAGUGUGUCCGAACUCUGACCAAUCACAGGGCAGGAGUGAAGAUGGCUGCGUGGACUUCAGACAAGAAAGUGCUGAGCUGCAGCUUUGACAAGACUGCUCAGCUCACCGAUCCACAGACAGGUCAAACUGUGUCAACAUUCCCCCAUUCCAAUUUUGUGACUGUUGUUCGAGUCCAUCCCCAGGAACAUAACCUGUUCCUGACUGGGUCCACAGACAUCAUUCAGGCUUGGGACAGCAGGACAGGCAAGGCUGUUCGGGAUUUUAAAUGCAAGUUUGGUUCCGUUCUGGACUUGGCCUUCCUGUCUGACGGGAAAUCAUUUGUCAGCAGCGCUGAUGUUGUGGCAAGAGACUCCGCCGACAAGACGAUCAUGGUGUGGGACUUCAGCUCUGCAGCCAAGCUGUCCAACCAGAUAUUUCAUGAGCGAUAUAGCUGCCCUUCUCUGGCUGUCCAUCCCUCAAAGCCAAACUUCAUUGCCCAGACUAAUGGAGACUACAUUGCCCUCUUCUCCACAUCUCGCCCAUAUGCCAUGGACAAGACUGUCCGUUUUGAAGGACACAAGGUUCAGGGGUAUCGGAUCGGCUGCGAGUUUACCCCAGAUGGACAGAUGAUCGUGACUGGUAGCGGUGACGGGAAGGUGCACUACUUCAACUUCUACUCGGGGGAGAGUGCACGUGAGCUGAACGUGUACACAAACCCGUGCACAGAUGUGAAGUCCCACCCUGUCCUGAGCAGCACCCUGGCUACCUGCAGCUGGAGUGGACAGGUCUCUGUCUGGCAGUAAACAACACUCCUUCCUAGGGCUGCUCCAAUAGGAUUAGUUGGUUCUUGGAUAUUUUUAGAUUGAAAAACAGAGGAGGUGAAUUUUUCAGAUGAUCUGGAGGAUAUAUACAGAGUCACUUUAGAGGUAAAAAGGUGUAAGAAGAAUGUUUAUAGAUUUGUUGCCAUUUUUUGUCCUCCAAGAAAAAAAAUUCAAGAAACAACUAAUUCAACUGUAGUAGCUUGUUGUACAGGUCAUUUUACAUGAUCCAUAAUAGGACUGUACAGGUACUGACAUAUGUUAAAGUAGACAUGUGUAUACAUGUAGAUUAUGUGUGAAACAUAAGGGGAAGAUUUUUUAAGUAAUUAGCCAGUGUGUGUGCAAGAUUUUUUUCAUUAACAUGGUAAUGUUAUGUCUUGCUUGCAGUCCAUUGUUAUGUGUAGUCAGUGGAAAAUGUAUGACUAUGAGUAAUUGUAAUGAUUUAUAGAAAACAUUUUUCACUUUUCAAAUAUUUUUUUUCUAACAUUUGUUGAGAAAGGGUAGUCUGUGAUCAUGUUGAUUGUUGAGCUUUUUGAUUUGGGCCAUUUUUAUCAGUUAGAGCAUUUUGUGACACCUUGUGAUACUGGGUUGAGGAAACAAACUAAAAAAGUUUCUGCAUGCAGGGUUAGACAAGUUUUUUAAAAUUCACUUGUCCUAUCGGGCAAGUACAUAGAAAAUUUACUUGCCCAAACCAACUUUCCACUUGCCCAAAAUUUAAUAAAUGACAUGUAUUUUUACU